UUGAUCAAUUUAGGAGCAGAAGGGCUUCUUAUCGACAAACAAUUUUGCUUGGACAAGAAAAUACCAAUGCAAAAAAUCAAUAAACCUAUUCCUGUGUUCAAUGUGGAUGGAACAGCUAACGAAGGAGGGAAAAUCACCGAUCAAGCUUGCCUGCUCAUGAGGAUGACAAAUGAAGAAGGCGACUACCAUGACAAACAAUGUGAGCUGCUAUCUGCUAACCUAGGAGGAGAAAAUAUAAUCCUAGGAACAGAUUGGCUACAUGAGCAUAAUCCACAGAUCAAUUGGGUAAAAAAUGCUCUCACGUUUUCA
Molecule: messenger RNA, 309 nt
Organism: Heterobasidion irregulare TC 32-1
Lineage: Eukaryota; Fungi; Basidiomycota; Agaricomycetes; Russulales; Bondarzewiaceae
Exons: 1
Source: RefSeq, a predicted model, not a curated record